CCUGAAUUUGCAUUAUCUAUAUGAUAUACUUAAUAUAGGUAUGAUUAUUAUUUAAAAUCAUUAUAGAAUUUUGUGACCAUGGAAAUAAUCAACGUGUGACGUUAGUAGUAGAAAUCAGUAAAAGUGAAAUAUCUCCUAUCGUAUUUUCUUCCUCUAAAGGAAAUAUGUUGACGUUUCAUGACUCAAUUUCUUGACAUUGAAAUUUGAUUUUAUAGCCAGCGGAGGAAAAGUGUAAAAUUGUGCUAUAGGUGUCUCUACCUAUGUUUGUCUCACAUGAUGGUCGGCAUGAGAAACAAGGACUCCUCAGUCACACCGCCAUGGCCUUGGCCGGAGUGCUCAACUUCCUGAUGCCGGCCUCGUUGACCUUGAACCCGAACUGCGAUUUCCGGCAGGACCUCAUCCUCGGCCAGGAGUACUACAUCUACAACACGCAGUACCCUGGCCAGUACCCGCCCUCCACCUCUUGCACGUGGUACGGUCGCAGCGAGCCAGGCACCAGGAUCGUCCUGGCCUGCGAAGACAUCGCUCUGCCCAGUUCGACAAAUUGUAAUGGAGACAAACUAGCCAUAUCACUCAGUGGAGAUUUGAACUUUGCAGACGCAAGAAAUUACUGUGGCAAAGGAACCUUGAGCUUAGUGACUAAUACGAAUAGCAUCGCAGUCGGGUUAUUCUCAACAUGGAAUUCUGUUGGUGGCAGAUACAUUUGCACAAUGACAGCUAUACGAGACGCAGAAUCUUCUACUACGCAGUCUCCUCAAAUUUGUGACUGUGGAUGGAGGCAAGGGACGAGAAUCGUGGGGGGAAACGAGACUUUGGUGAAUGAAUAUCCAUCGAUGGCUGGUCUCGUUGAUUCCAAUGUGAGAGAUGUGAUUUGUGGAGGCAGCAUAAUUUCUGACAGAUACGUUUUGACAGCUGCUCAUUGCUUGCUCAAUGUCCUCAUAGCGAAUUUGGGAGUUCUAGUGGGCGACCACAAUAUUUCAGCAGGAUAUGAUACGGUGGCAGCAGCCCUGUAUCGCGUCGAAAGAAACAUUUCGCACCCCAAUUUCAACCCCCGAACGCAAAUAAACGAUAUCGCCAUUCUGCGCACCACCACCAGGAUGGUAUUCAGCAUCUACGUGGGCCCUGCCUGCUUGCCCUUCAGAUACACCGCAUUCGACUUCACUGGCCAAAUCGUUACGGCCCUGGGAUGGGGUCAAUUAUUCUUUUCUGGACCGAGAUCUGAUACUUUGCAGAAAGUAGAUUUGAUGGUGACACCAAACGACGUUUGUGCAGCGGAAAACUCAGAUUCCAUCAUCACUGCGAAUCAGGUUUGCACCUUCUAUCCGGGCAAAGAUGCAUGCCAAAGUGACUCAGGAGUUGAUUCCACCCCAGAUGUGACACACACAGAUCAACUGACAUUCAUUGUUAGAUACUGUGCAGAUUCCGGCGAACCAGUGGAAAGGUUCAUUUCAUUUUUAGAGAACGUUGGACAUAAAGGUGAAGAUAUGCAGACUGCGGUUAUGCAGACAUUGGAAAAACUCACUCUAAAUCUAGCUGAUUGUCGGGGUCAAUCAUACGACAACGCAAACAACAUGUCCGGUAUUUACAGUGGAUUGCAAGCAAGAAUAAAAUCAGUAAAUCAUUUGGUGAAAUUUGAUGCAGUGAAGGCUUUGAAGUACGGCUACCAGGUGAUUAAAGACGCACUUUAUAAAAUAAGCCAGAACGGAGAGGAAAAGAUGCAAGUUCGCUGUCAAGCUGAUGCACUGGCAAAAAAAAAAUCUACACUCGAGUUUGCCAUUCUGGUUGUUUUCUGGUAUGAUAUAUUAGAGAGAGCAGAUCAAGUCAGCAAGUCCCUGCAAAACUCAAGCAUAGGCCUGGACACGUGUCUCAGUUUAUAUAUUUCAUUGAGAAAAUAUUAUGAAUGUUUGCGGGAAAAGUUCAAUUUUUACGAAAAAGAGGCACAAUUACUCUCAAAAGAACUUAACUAUAAAGAGGAUGUCAGAACCCGUAAGAGAAAACUGGCUCUUGAAGAAGCUGACACUGAAGCUUUAUUGACACCACAGACCAGAAUGCGAACCCAGGUAUUCCUCAAAGCAGUCGAUCAUUUGGUGAGUGAAGUAAAUACUCGUGCUGAAGCCUACAAGGAUCUCUCUUCUACAUUCUCAUUUUUGUUCUCAAUUGCGUCUCUGCCAGAUGAUGUUAUCGUAGAUAAAGCACGUGUUUUGAUUGAUGUAUACCCAAAUGAUGUAGAUGAGUCCCUCGGUAAUGAAUGUGUUCAAUUGAAAUAUUUCCUGAAUUCUAUUGCCGAAAACAAAAGUGAUGAAAUAUUCAAUGCAAGGUCUUUGAUGGCGCUUUUGCACAAAUAUAAGAUCACAGAUACUUUCUGCAACGUGGAAGUAGCUCUAAGAAUGUUCCUAUCUCUGAUGAUUAGUAAUGCCAGUGGUGAAAGGUCAUUCUCAACUUUAAAAAGAGUGAAAAACUACAUUAGAAAUUCCAUGGUAGAGGAUACAUUGAAUAGCAUAUCAAUUUUAAGUAUUAACAGUGACAUGUUAUUGAAUCUGAAUUUCGAUGAUGCCAUUGACGACUUUGCUUCAAAAAAAUCAAGAAAAGUAUUAUAG
Molecule: messenger RNA, 2597 nt
Organism: Phaedon cochleariae (mustard beetle)
Lineage: Eukaryota; Metazoa; Arthropoda; Insecta; Coleoptera; Chrysomelidae
Source: the annotation of a GenBank genome assembly